AUGAGGGCCGGAUUAGUAGUUGGGUCGGUGACGACCAGCGAAUACCCGGUGUUGUAUGUUUUUGAUCUUUUUGUGAAGCUAUCGUGGUCCACUUACGGGCGGUCGUGGUGGGGAACGCUACCGCUGGGCCUCGAUGAAGUCAACCCGAGAAAAAGCCCAAGGAAUAAGGUUAGUCUUCGUUAA
Messenger RNA from Colletotrichum lupini, 183 nucleotides. RefSeq lists its product as uncharacterized. The record is from RefSeq and is a predicted model, not a curated record. The transcript has a single exon. Lineage: Eukaryota; Fungi; Ascomycota; Sordariomycetes; Glomerellales; Glomerellaceae. Bases 1 to 183 code for a protein of 60 amino acids.